Penicillium hordei is the source of this 1446-nucleotide messenger RNA. RefSeq lists its product as uncharacterized. Gene Ontology annotation, molecular function: amino acid transmembrane transporter activity. Lineage: Eukaryota; Fungi; Ascomycota; Eurotiomycetes; Eurotiales; Aspergillaceae. The transcript is spliced from 9 exons. Gene Ontology annotation, cellular component: membrane. The coding region runs from base 1 to 1446 and encodes 481 amino acids. Gene Ontology annotation, biological process: amino acid transmembrane transport. The record is from RefSeq and is a predicted model, not a curated record.
AUGGCUGGCUUGUCAUCUCCGGUUCAAACAAAGGCCGAUGCGUCAAAACAAGCAUCUGUUAUCACCCAAGUGCAAGACAGCGAUGAACCCCAUCGUGAUAUUUCUGGUGACGUGAUCGAGGAUGGCCUACGAAGAGGGCUUAAGGGUCGUCAAUUUAUGAUCAUUGCCCUAGGGAGUAUUAUCGGACCAGGUUGCUUUUAUGGCUUAGGCUAUGGAAUCUACGAAGCUGGCCCAUUGGGGCUCUUGAUUGGAUUUUCUAUUGUGGGAGCCUCGGUGUGGAUUUUGAUGCAAAGUGUUGGAGAGAUUGCUACACUUUUUCCAGUUCAUGGUGGCUUUGUUGAGCACUGUGAUCGAUUCGUGGAUCCAGCCUUCAGCUUUGCCGUAUCUUGGCUUUAUUAUUUCAUGUGGAGUAUUUUAACAACCCUUGGGGUGAAUUUCUAUGGAGAGACUGAAUACUAUUUCGGCAUGUUCAAGUUCCUGUCGCUGAUCGUGCUGUUCUUCAUUUCGAUUCUUGCCGAUACUGGUGCGUUCGGGAAUGGGUAUGUCGGAUUCACAUACUGGAAAGAACCUUAUGGUCCAAUCCGAAAUGGAAUCAACGGAUUCGGCCAAGUAUUUGUUCUGGCCGCCGCAUACUAUGUUGGAACUGAAAUUGUUUCUGUCGCCGCGGGCGAGUCUAGAAACCCUCAACGCGAUGUUCCUCGUGUGAGUAUAUCGGGUGAAAAUGUGGCCUUUAGCGCCACCAAUUCUAUCCUCUACCGUAUCCUGUUCGUCUUCAUUGGCCUGAUCUGUCCCUCAACAUCGGAUGAUCUGGUGCAUCCAGCCUCUAAAACGGCAUCGUCUCCGUUCACUAUUGGCUUUAUACUUGCUGGAUGGAAGUCCUCCGGACAUUUUGUCAACUCCAUCAUCCUCAUUGCCUUCAUUUCCGCUGCGAAUGGAGUUAUUUACAUCCAAUCACGAACGCUCUACUCUCUCGCUUUGAAACGAAAAGCGCCCUCAUUCUUCGCAAUAACAAAUGCUAGGGGAGUCCUAUACCCGGCAAUCAUCUUCUCAAAUAUGUGGGGCUUCUUAGGUCUGAUGUCCUUGCAAACAACAGCUGGGAGCCUCUUUUCCUAUUUCACCUCCUUUGGCGGGACAGCAGCUUAUAUUGCUUGGGCUGCUAUCACAUUUGUCCAGCUUAGGGUUCGCGCUGCCGCAAAGAAGCAAGGUAUUGACGUUAAAUCAUUCCCUUUCAAAGCGCCGGGUCACAUUUUGAUCUACUGGAGCAACUUCUUUUUCAAUAUUUUCCUGCUCUUGAUUCAAGGUUUCACGGUAUUCGAGGCGCCUUUCAACUAUAAGUCGUUUAUCGCUUCAUAUAUUAGCAUUCCGGUGUUUUUCCUGAUGUUCGUUGGGUACAAAUGGUGGUUCAAGAGGUAUCAUUGGAUCAAAUUCACUUCCCUGAUAGACUAA